AUGGUGGGCUCACGCGGCUGGGGCUUGCAGAUCAUUUUUCGCCGCUACGAUCGCGAUGGCUCGGGCACGAUCUCGGCCUCCGAGUUGACCGAGGUCGCCUACAAAAUGGGCCAUCCCAUGACAGAGGAGCAAUAUCGGUUCCACGCUCCCUGCGCAGUGGAUGGCAGCGGCGAACUCAACUACAGCGAGUUUAAGCGCUGGUGGGCUAACAAAGACCGCUUCACCCAGUUGGAGGAUCAACCUGCGCAUGAAGACGAGCAAGCUGCCGAGCAAGAUAUGGCAGCAGCUGCGGCCUGGACAAAAUGGGUUGACUCAGUCGUGGCACACUUUGAGUUCUUCGACAAGGAUCAUUCGGGCUCCAUCUCUCGUGAUGAGUUUGGCGAGUUAUUUCAGAAUUUGCGCGGCAACGGGUACGACCUUCCAUCCACACCCGAUGCUGCCCUGGCAGUCUUGGACGCCAACGGCGAUGGGUCCGUGUCCUUGCGCGAAUACGUACAGUGGAUGCGUCGAACCGGUUCUCAUUAA
Monosiga brevicollis MX1 is the source of this 525-nucleotide messenger RNA. RefSeq lists its product as uncharacterized. Gene Ontology annotation, molecular function: calcium ion binding; enzyme regulator activity. The record is from RefSeq and is a predicted model, not a curated record. NCBI's taxonomy places the organism in Eukaryota, Choanoflagellata, Craspedida, Salpingoecidae. The transcript has 7 exons. Bases 1 to 525 code for a protein of 174 amino acids.